Molecule: messenger RNA, 846 nt
Organism: Ochotona curzoniae (black-lipped pika)
Lineage: Eukaryota; Metazoa; Chordata; Mammalia; Lagomorpha; Ochotonidae
Gene: DEMA1
Product: chromosome unknown C2orf74 homolog
Exons: 4
Coding region: 73-630 (185 amino acids)
Source: RefSeq, a predicted model, not a curated record
GAACGGAACUGGAGAAGAAUAUUUGGACAUUCUGGGUGACUGUGGGAGUGGACAAGUCUUCUAGCUAACCCUAUGAGCUUUGAAACCACGGCCUUCUCUUUCUUCAUCUUGCUUCUGAUUUGCCUCAUUUGCAUCUUCCUUUUACUGGUGGUUUUUCUAUAUAAAUGUUUCCAAAGCAAGAAAGAGGAAGAGACAGAAAAAGAAAAAGUCCCAUGUACAGAUGCAGAUGGAGGGCAAACUUGUCCAGUUGCUAAUGCUGAGGUGAACCUCCCAGGAAACCAAGAAAAGAUCCUGAGGCAGGUGGUGAAUCUGAAUGCACCUCCGAGGCCUGGCAUUCUUGUCCAGAGACGGAGCAAGGAAGUGGUGAAUGCAUCCCUUGAAAACAGAGACGAUAUGGAGGCAGAGGAAGAGGAUAGAAUGAAAGGUCCUGAGAAUGCUGAAGAAACCAACCCAGAGGGUGAGGAUUUUCAGAAAACACACGCAUCCAUCAACAGGACACCUUCAGUUUUGGACAAUAACAAAAGGCCUUUGAAAGGUGUGACAUUCUCUAGGGAGGUGAUUGUUGUGGAUCUUGGGAAUGAAUACCCUGCCCCUCGAAGCUACACACGAGAACACAAGGAAAGAAAAUGAGGCCGUGGCCGAGAGGGAAAGCAGUGUGACCUUUAACCAACGGUGGGCUGGCUGAAGGUACAAAGUGGUACUGAACUAUCAGAAUAGCAGAACUCACCCCACACGCAUGGUCUUUUACCUUUCUGCAGAAACAAGUGGGCUGCAUGCAAAAUUCUGUAAGUUAAAAUAUUCAGAACUUGAAUAUGGUUUUUUAAAAAGCAUUAAAUGUCCUUUAAA